Molecule: messenger RNA, 527 nt
Organism: Durusdinium trenchii
Lineage: Eukaryota; Dinophyceae; Suessiales; Symbiodiniaceae
Source: the annotation of a GenBank genome assembly
GUUACACCAAUGUGAAGUACAACCUGAUCAAGUUGCAGCAAGAUCCAGGUCAUGCCCUGAAGAUUUUGAUCUACAAGCACGAAGUCCAUGAAGAGUAUGUGAUGGUGAAGUUUUGUCGCAUGGUUCAUUUGCAAGCAAACUUCACUGAGUGUGGUUUGAACCGUGCAUCGGUGCAAUAUACCUUGUCAUUGCUUGGAGCGGCUGACAAUGCAAAUGAGGAGCCAACAACAAUUGGUCCCACAACAUUAGGGGUUGCGCUAUCACCAGAUUCCACCAUGGGAUCACUUCUUGACAAACUCCUGCUGACCGUGAGAGUUUGGGGAUUCUUGUCACCCAAAGAGGUUGAAUCAUUUCAGAUGUGGAAGCUGGAGGACCAUAUCAUGUGGAACAGCAAGUCAGUUGUCUUGACAGGUGUGAUGCCCAAGCCAAGCGUUGUGGUGGAGGACAUUGGUGCAGUUGCUAACCCUUUGCUUAACGCCAACGCUGAAGAUGAAGAACCUGCUCCAAGGCGUCAGCGUUUGGUGUGA